Messenger RNA from Zygotorulaspora mrakii, 1557 nucleotides. It is a transcript of the gene RTG3, whose product is annotated as Rtg3p. Gene Ontology annotation, cellular component: nucleus. Bases 1 to 1557 code for a protein of 518 amino acids. The transcript has a single exon. Gene Ontology annotation, biological process: regulation of transcription by RNA polymerase II. Gene Ontology annotation, molecular function: DNA-binding transcription factor activity, RNA polymerase II-specific; RNA polymerase II cis-regulatory region sequence-specific DNA binding; protein dimerization activity. Lineage: Eukaryota; Fungi; Ascomycota; Saccharomycetes; Saccharomycetales; Saccharomycetaceae. The record is from RefSeq and is a predicted model, not a curated record.
AUGGGUAACUUUGAAGGGAACUUCAAUCAUCAGCAGAGCCUUGACUCGCUGCUAGAGGAAUCUCAACUUCAUUUGGCACAGUAUGAUAAUAACGAAUUGCAGUUUCCGAACAUGUGGGGACAACUGCAAUCACAAGAACUGAAUCGACCACUUCAGCAUUCUAGCGAGCAGUCACAGGUCUACUCAAAAGAUACCCCAGCACAACAGCACGAAAAACUAUCAUAUAUGAAGAACAAGGCAAACCAUUUACCAGAAAGGAACGGCGAGAAACAUAAUCCAGUGAGUCAGGACACAUUUAAAAAGUCCUCUUCCUUCUUGGAUGAUCAAUUCUCAUCAACAGUUUUGAAUGAUUCAUUUGAUAUUACAAAUAACGUUGGAAACAAUUCUGAGAGUUUUUCUACAAGAGGCUCCAUCACCAAUUCUCAGAAUUUUGGUGAUGGAGAUCAUAGUCAUAAUUAUCGCGAGGUCUCAUUGGAUCAGCCAGACAUUAUCUUGAAGCAAGAAGAUCACAGAAAUACGGGACCUGACUUUUUGUUUCAGCAAGGGGAUGACGCUAUGUUUAGUUUUGCCGAUGAGCUAAGUUCUUCCGUGGGAUCUAGUAUUAACUCUGAAUGGCUAGGAUCAAGUUUAUCGUCAUCUUUUUCCUUUCAGCCGCAAUCUUUGAAUGGACCUUCCAGCUCCGCAAAUGCAAAUAUAUCAUCACACCUUUCGCCGAACCUAAAAUCGCCUGCAUCGUCAGUAAGGGCUAGUAGUUAUUUGUCUACGUCUUUGCGCAACGGCUAUACACCAGGUACCCCAAAAUCAAGACACGCCUCCUUAAGUAGUAACAUAAAUGGAGAGACUUUAUACUCAUCCAGUGUUCCAAGAAACCUAUCACAUUUAUCCGCCGAAGAAAAAUUACGACGUAAGAGGGAUUUUCACAAUGCAGUUGAAAGAAGAAGACGUGAACUUAUAAAGCAAAAGAUAAAAGAAUUGGGAAAAAUUGUGCCACCAUCGUUGCUGAAUUUUAAUGUUAAGGGUAAACAAGUCAAGCCCAAUAAGGGUAUAAUUUUGAAUAGAACUGUCGAAUAUCUGGAAUAUUUACUGUAUGUUCUCGAAGUGCAAGAUAGAAAAAAAACUCAGCUAAUGAGCAAGGUUGAAGAGCUGGAGAAGAAAAAACGCACGCAACAAAUAUCCACAUCAGAGGACAGAAAUAUGCAUGCACCUCCAUCUCCAAAAGACGUCGAAAUUCACAAACAUCUUACGAUGGAAAAUAAGUAUGAGGGUGUCGACACAGAUGUCUCUCAGGGAAGAAUUAUCGAUGGUAGGGCAAAGCCACAGCCUUUUUCUAAUACAGAUCGCUGGGAUAGCGAAACUAGCAUUUAUAAUUCCCUCACAAAUGGGAAUUUUGGUAGCAACAACGAUAGUAAUAACCAUAUUAAUGAAGACCUACCCACUAUGAAUGAUGAUUUGAAGCAAUUUCUCUCGGGAGAUCUGAUAGAAGCAGAGGAUAAUGCUAAGCUCCUUUUUAACAGUGGGCAAUCCUCAGCAGACUAUUUGCUGGAAUUUGAUACCUAG